Micropterus dolomieu (smallmouth bass) is the source of this 1812-nucleotide messenger RNA. RefSeq names its product glucoside xylosyltransferase 1-like. Gene Ontology annotation, biological process: protein O-linked glycosylation via N-acetylgalactosamine. The transcript is spliced from 8 exons. Bases 159 to 1475 code for a protein of 438 amino acids. Lineage: Eukaryota; Metazoa; Chordata; Actinopteri; Centrarchiformes; Centrarchidae. Gene Ontology annotation, molecular function: UDP-xylosyltransferase activity. The record is from RefSeq and is a predicted model, not a curated record.
CGUGUAACAGAAAUGGGUGGGGCGGAACUGUAAACUAAUUAAUUGUGCUGUAGCACUUGAUUUCUGACAGGGAUAAGUUAGCUGUUUGUAACGUUACAUCGGAUGGUUGCAAAGAUCAUCAAAAAUGUUCCGUUAGCGCUUUAAACUUGAAACGCAAAAUGCGAUGCUAUCUUAACGCAUUUAUCCUCUGCAUGGUUUUCACCUUCUUUUCAGUGUUAUAUGUGUUCAAUCAACUAGCCUCCACUUUGGAGGACAGAGACGCAUGGGACCUGAAGGAACAAGGGACACCCGACAGGAGCAGUCAUGACACCGGUCACCGUCUCAGGAAAAGGCCAGGACUGGCAGGCCUUCGAGACCGUGAACGAGGGUUUGACAGGUGUAAAUCACUGUCAGUUUCUUACUGGAAUCCAUAUUGGAGACUGCCUGCUGAUGUUUGUGGAGUGAACUGCAUUUUGGAAUCAUCUCUUAGAGGGAGGUCGGGCUCUGAAGUCAAGGAACGUAGUGAUGAGAGAAGUCACUUGGCUGUGGUGGCCUGUGGCCCCAGAUUAGAGGAGACUCUCACCAUGUUGAAGUCUGCUGUUCUCCUUAGCAAAAAGCCUCUGCACUUCUACAUCUUUGCUGAGGAUGAUCUACAUGACAGCUUCAGAAAUGCUCUGGACUCCUGGCCCAGGAUAGUUCAGACUAAGUUUAACUUCACUAUCUACCCCAUCACUUUUCCUAAGGAGAAUGCGAAGGAGUGGAAGAAGCUCUUCAAACCAUGUGCCUCUCAGAGGCUCUUCCUGCCACUGAUCCUAAAGGAGGUGGAUUCAUUGCUCUAUGUGGAUACAGAUAUCCUUUUUCUGCAGCCGGUAGAGGACAUCUGGGCCCUCCUUUCUCAGUUCAAUUCGAGCCACUUAGCUGCCAUGGCUCCAGAGCACGAGGAGCCACGCAUCGGCUGGUACAACCGCUUUGCUCGCCACCCUUACUAUGGCAAAACAGGCAUCAACUCAGGGGUCAUGCUCAUGAACAUGACGCGCCUCAGGGAUAAAUAUUUUAAGAAUGACUUGACAACAGUUGCACUUAAGUGGGAGGAAAUUCUGAUGCCCCUUCUCCAGAAGUAUAAACUCAAUAUCACCUGGGGUGACCAGGACCUUCUUAAUAUCAUAUUUCACCAUAACCCAGAAAGCAUGUAUGUGUUCCCCUGCCAGUGGAACUACCGUCCAGACCACUGUAUCUAUGGCAGCAACUGUCAACAGGCUGAACAAGAAGGCGUCUUCAUUCUCCAUGGCAACAGGGGAGUUUACCAUGAUGACAAGCAGCCAGCAUUUCGAGCUGUCUACGAAGCCAUCCAAAAGUACAAGUUUGGUGAUAACAUGGAGACCUCACUGCUUCGCCCGCUAGAAGAGUCGCUACAGAUUACCACGAACACCUACUGUGGAAGAGCCAGUCACCUGUUUACAAAGAAGUUAAAACAGAGCAUCAUUUCUCUACAAUGAGAUGUCACACAGAGAAGAUGAUCAGAACUGUAUUUAUUAUAUCAUUCCAUGGUUAGUGUCUUAAUUUCUCUCUAGAUGUAGCGACUUGGAUUAAGGCACUCCUGUGGAGACAAUGAGCUGGAUAACAGAGUCAGGUCUACACUGAACCCUCAUCUGUUUACAAACUGCAUAUCAAGACUGUAGAAAUGGAGAAGGAUAAUCUGGGCAACAGGUUGUAUCUUUAUUUUUAAGUAAAGGCAAUGCUUGUACACACAACUGGGUCACAAAUGCUUUCUCACCAUUGUGGAAAAUGCACUGAAUCCAUAGAUUUUGGACUUUAUAAAUGACAAGAAGGACA